AAAAUAAAAAAUUAAUUGUUUGCUGCUGCCGCCCUACCCAAAAAAAAUGGUCCCGCUGGAAUUAUUUUUUUACGUUUUUUUCGGUCAUUUUUUUUUUAUAAAUCGUCAUUUCCGGAUUCCGGAUUUACCGGAUUCGUUUCGGUUUUAGUUUUGACUCUUCGUCGCUCAAACGCUUUAUAAUAGCGAGUUGUUAAAGCGUGCAAAGCACCUUGCUGACGUUGUGGGCUCGGAGCCGCCAUGGACGUCGCUACGCUAAAACGAAAGUUGGCUGCAGUCAGCAAUGAUUACGUAUCGCUGUGCUGUAGUUUGGUGUAUGAAGGAGAACCAGAUAUGCAUAAACAUAACAAGAACAACUAUAUUAUGGAGUUUGGUGUCGGGGACACGUGGAAUGAAGUGCUUGAUGAGCUAUUACAUACCGGCACACACUCGCCGUCACUGCCGGGGAAAACAGAUGUGGUUGAGUUAUCUCUUGCGGCAAAAAACUCGAUCACUGUCUUCCACCCCCAUAUGGAUGAGGCUAUCGAGGUAGCCCAAAACCUCGACAACACUUUGAAAUAUGCGACUUUUAAAGUGAUCAAAUCUACCACAACAACAGAAUCCGAGAGUAACCCGACUAGUACUAGUAAAAGGAACGCCUUCAGUGUCCUGAUGUCGUCAGCGACCGAAUUGUCGAAAUUUGCGAAACACAAGGAUGCUACAGGGCAAAAAUUCACAGAAAAAGAUCGGAUGUGUAAUGAUGUUGUCGAUGCUUUGGCGAAAGACGAUGUAAAGUUUCCCGCCACAAUGUCCGAUGCUGUGAUCAGAAAAAAUGUUGAUGCUAUAACGAAUGCCUUGUGGUAUGUGGAUGGCUGCCUUGGACAGGAGAAACUUGUGUCAAGGAACAAGACAGAGUUUGGCAUGCUUAAAAGCUUCCUGACCACUUUCACGGGCUAUAAUGACCCCAAACGGAAGAAGCAGAAGGUCCAAAUGCUAUCUGCAGAAUCCCUAAGGUUGCACAGCUCCAUACUAUUUGGAGUUUUGGCAUCUCCAUAUACAGCACAAUGGGGAAAGAUGAAGGACACCCUCAGUAAAUUUGCCCUAUGUAUGAGUUCAUACUCUGAUUUUUUAUUGAAGUCCAAUGAAGAACAAAAGCACAGGCAACGGUUGGAUCAUCCGGUCAGGGAAGUAGCGCAGCAUGCAUUCUUACAGGAAGUAGAAGCAGUCGACACAGUUCCAAAUCAGUACCGUCAGCUGGAUUCUAUCCUUGGCCAGCUUGGCUUUUAUGAGUAUCUCUACUUUGACGAGGAAAUUCACGCUUCAGUCUCCUUCCGGAACACGUUCGAGCGCCUUAUCUUUACACGGCACAUCCAACUAUCCUUCCCUAUUAACAUUCUGCGGUAUGAUCCAGGAGGUUCUUGUAGUGCCACCAUAUUUCUUUGGAAAGUGUCUAAAGACAGGGGUCUGAGUCAGGUGAUGAAUGAGGCAAUUAAAGUUGUACAUCACUUAAAACCAAGGUUACCGGAAUACCACACAAGGAGGAUGAGGACGGAUUUUGUUCACAGGUACUGCAAUCUUCACGAUGUCACAAUUCCAAAGCAUGUACUUCGUGCCAUAUAUGCCGAGACUACGUUGGAUGCCACUUCAGACCAAAAUCCCGCAAUGGAUGCAAGGGUGAGACAAGCAUUGCUCUCUGAGGAUUCUGAUCUUGUUUUGGAUAUGCGCCACUUGAAUAAAGGACGACCUGGUGAUACGUUUCAGGUUUUUUAUGACAUCCUUGCAGCAAAAGUUGAAGAAAUGUGUGCUGCAGACGAGCGCCGACAUAAUAUUGAGCACAUGUCAGCAUACAUCUCAGUCAGGGACCUCAUUGAAGAUGUGAAGAAGGUGCUGGAACCAGACACUCCCAUUCCCAGCGAGUCUUCCGUAUUGUUUGCUUUUGCACCAAAAAAUGCAUAUCUCCACACAGCAAAGCUAUACAAGUCCAAGGUGCCAUUACAGUUUAAGAUACAGACGCGACAACUGAGACUUUCACACCAAGAUGAUCACUACUGCGCAGCACAGUACAAAUACAUGCGUCACUUUGCACACCAGUUUAGAGACCACGUGACUUUCCUCAGCAUCGAUGAUAAAUCAAAGAUUGACUUGGGAGAGCCCGGGCAGCAUGUGACUACUGGCGUCCGAGGGAAAAAGAGCAUUGUGCCCGCUGCUUCCCAGCUCUCUGCCCUUGAUCACGACAUUUCAAGCAAAGGGUCCAUCACACCAUCCGUGUGUUUGAAUGUAGCGAUUCCAGAGGAAAGGGAUGGGUCAUUCUACACAGGUUCGGUGACGGUGACAUACAAGGACGCAAUUUUUCAGGCAAGUAGCCCGUUCCGCCAUGUUGCGGAGAUGCAAACCAUGUUACAGUCGAGGGGACAGGAGGUAAACCCAAUUCUUAUGAUCUUCUCUGACGGAGGCCCCGACCACAGACUCACCUACCACUCAGUCAAGCUGUCACUAAUAGUUUUAUUCAAAAAUCUAGAUCUGGACCUGCUUGUGGCAGGGAGAACAGCCCCAGGCCAUUCCUGGUUGAAUCCAGUCGAGCGGAUCAUGUCUACCUUGAACCUGGCUUUCCAAAAUGCAGCCAUUGCAAGAGAAGAAUGUGAUGGGGACAUUGAACAAGUUCUGAGAAGCGCGAACUCGAUGGCGGAGAUAAGAAAGAAAUCUGAGAAAGUCCCAGCUCUGAAACCGGCAUGGCUGGAAUCACUGCAACCGAUUAUCUCGGUCUUGCGAGAACGUACUGAGAGGUUAUCACUAAAAGGAACACCAUUCCAAUGUCGGGAUGCCUCUAGUGACGAACUAGUUAAAGCGGUGGAGCACCAGAUCCGGGAUGAUAUAGACCAGCAGAUUAUGACUGGAAAAUACACACAGAAGGACCUGUCUUCCAAACAAGACUAUCAACAGUUCCUGAAAACCCACUGCAUCCAGCGACAGUAUUUGUUUCAAAUACGAAAGUGUGAAAACCCUACAUGCUGUACACCAAAACGAUGUCCCCAGACCGAAAUACCUGCAGUGCCAGACCCUGUCCUGUCCCAGGACAAAGCCCACUUCAAGCCUUUGGAGGCAGUGAUUGGCCAGGCAACCACAGAUGAGGAUCGUCCAUCUGCCUUAAACAAAACUGUAGCUGCAGUGGCAGAGGAGCUUCAGGGAACCAAGAACAGUCAGCUAACUGCACAGAAUGUACGGCGUACCGUCACCUGCACUGACUGCAGAAAGCCCCGCUGCAUUUAUGCAAAAAAGCAGCUAUCACUGAGGGAGUCCAGGAGCCUGACGAGACUUCUAGAAAGGCAUGAUUAUUCGUGUGGGGCAUUACUGACACCAGAUGGUGAUGCUUUGCAAGGUAUGGUGUUCGUCAAGUUGCAACUAGCCUGCAACACCCACAUCGAAUUUGCAUACUAUGCUACAGGAUUUGCCACAAGGAAAGACGUGUGUUGUCACUGCGCUGUUGAUGGAGUACAGCGAGAUGCCAACUUGCUCAAACAGUAUCGUGUUGUUCUGCCUGUUUGUGCGGAUUGUUUAUUGGCAGGCAAAGACAGUGUGAAAAGGAAUCCAAUAAAAAAUUGAAAUAUUCAGAUAGGCAGGUAGCCCGUUCCGCCUGGCAUGUUGCGGAGAUGCAAACCUGGCAGAUGCAGGCGAGGGGGCAGGAAGUUGAAACCCCAUUCUAACGAUUUUGUCUGACAGAGUCCUCGACUACAGACUCGCCU
Messenger RNA from Pecten maximus, 3716 nucleotides. RefSeq lists its product as uncharacterized. The record is from RefSeq and is a predicted model, not a curated record. The transcript has 6 exons. Bases 238 to 3576 code for a protein of 1112 amino acids. NCBI's taxonomy places the organism in Eukaryota, Metazoa, Mollusca, Bivalvia, Pectinida, Pectinidae.